AUGGCUCGAUCAUUGCAUAGAGCAGCUCUCGAUGAGUUUGUCACGCAGCGUGUGUCCCGGGAGAUGAUUGAAUAUCUCGCCAAGCAGGCAUCACAGGUCAUCAGAUGUGAGGCAAAUGUGACCAACACAGUCAGCCCCCAUGGACAACCAACUCCUCCAUCCACUCCCCCUAUGGAUGUUGCAGACUCUCUCCCUCCUCUACCUACUCUUCAGGAGUUCAUCACAUCUCUUGUUGCCCGGUCGCAGGUCCAGGUGCCCACUCUUAUGAGCUCCCUCGUGUACCUUGGCCGGCUGCGGGCUCGUCUACCUCCAGUUGCCAAGGGCAUGCGCUGCACAGUUCAUCGAAUUUUCCUGGCAUCCCUGAUUCUGGCAGCCAAGAAUCUAAACGACUCGAGUCCCAAGAACAAACAUUGGGCCCGCUACACUGCCGUCAAGAAUUAUGAAGGCUUUGGAUUCUCCCUUCCCGAAGUCAACCUGAUGGAACGCCAGCUGCUCUUCCUGUUGGAUUGGGAUCUCCGUGUAACUGAGAAAGACCUCCUCAUCCACCUCCACCCCUUCCUAACCCCAAUCCGUCACCGACUGGAGAUGAAGGAACGUGAAAAGAAAGUCGAGGAGGAACACAAACAGCGCAUGCACGGCGAAUGGCUCCGAGUCAAUCUUCACACAUCAGCCGACCUUCUCGCAAGCCGUCUCCGUCGCCAAAGACCUGAAGCUCGCGGCACCGUCCGUGGUGAGAACGUUUAUCGACUCCCCAGCCAUGUCUCAUGCCCAACAAUGAACCAAGCCUACUCUCAUCUUGUACAAGACUGUGACCGAUACACACCCUAUUCUCGCCGCACCUCACCCCGAUCUGGCCGGUCCAUUUCACCCCCCUCAGUCCAGGAUAUCCCCGAUCUCUCACAUGCAGAGACCUUCAACUCACUCUCAUCUCGCUCCUCGAGCGCGGCUCCCAGCUCCUAUGGUACUCCACGCAGUAUCAGCACCUGCUCCGACGAUAUGAUGGUCAUGGAACACAGCAACAGCAACUGCGCAAGCCCAUAUGUGGCAUUGAACUAUGUCACACGUGGCGUGGACAAAUUCUACGAGCCCCUUCGCCAACCGAGCAAGAAGAUGAAGAUCCAGAGCCACGCCAAGAGCCAGAACCACUCUCAUGGUGGUUUUGUGGCACGCUUCUUGGCAUCUGCCACGGGAUCUUACAUGGGCAGCCGCAUCGGUCGGCCUCAUGCAUAG
Penicillium taxi is the source of this 1230-nucleotide messenger RNA. RefSeq names its product cyclin family protein. The record is from RefSeq and is a predicted model, not a curated record. Bases 1 to 1230 code for a protein of 409 amino acids. Gene Ontology annotation, cellular component: nucleus; cyclin-dependent protein kinase holoenzyme complex. The transcript has a single exon. NCBI's taxonomy places the organism in Eukaryota, Fungi, Ascomycota, Eurotiomycetes, Eurotiales, Aspergillaceae. Gene Ontology annotation, molecular function: protein kinase binding; cyclin-dependent protein serine/threonine kinase regulator activity. Gene Ontology annotation, biological process: regulation of cyclin-dependent protein serine/threonine kinase activity.